Peronospora matthiolae is the source of this 201-nucleotide messenger RNA. The record is from the annotation of a GenBank genome assembly. Lineage: Eukaryota; Oomycota; Peronosporomycetes; Peronosporales; Peronosporaceae.
AUGAUUGUGGAAGAUGAGAAGGAGAAUUUGCUUGACGAUCCUGGAGGUGAUGCUCACAAUACUAUCUCCGUCUCUCGACAGGUCAUCCCCGACUUCAAGAAAUUUCUGGCUCGUCAACGCCAUAUCCGGGACGCGCAAGUACACCAGACCCUUCGAAUCGAUCUGGUCGAGCACAUAUGGUACCAGGAAGAAGAGCAGUAA